Molecule: messenger RNA, 2093 nt
Organism: Fomitopsis serialis
Lineage: Eukaryota; Fungi; Basidiomycota; Agaricomycetes; Polyporales; Fomitopsidaceae
Exons: 2
Coding region: 157-1827 (556 amino acids)
Source: RefSeq, a predicted model, not a curated record
CGCAGCGACUCAAGAUUCUCCUGCACACCACCAGUCGACAGCGCUGCUCUCAAGUCACAGGUGGGCAGAUCCCUCUCUAGGCCUUUCAUAUAGCACGGAAGGUGAGCUUCCCGCUCCUGUAUCUUCCCCUGCCCCAUCAUCCCGCAAACUCACUGCAUGAUGCACGUUAGGCAUAACAGCGAUCCCUCUCUCGAAAUUUACACCGCCCGCGGGUGUGCGGCGGUCUAUCCUACCAGGCCCCGAUUUGACUCCGGCGAGGUUGCGCCCCUCCCAAAUUCCGUUGCACGGCUCACGCGCGAGUGCAGCGCGCUGCGGUUGCGACUAGCCACCGCGGAGCGACGCGAGCGAUCAGGUCCGUUCGGCCCAUCGACAGCACCCGUCGAAGCACGCACGCCGCCAUCAGCGCGAUUCGAGCUCUCAUUAGAGACGGCCUACGCGCACCGCGACGCCGCACGCUCACACAUACAGAUCGAAAUCAUGAAGCUCGCCGAACGGUACAAGGCGUUGCAGGAGACCCUGCGGGAGAUGCAGGAGUCGUUGCGGACGAAGGAUAGGGAGAUCGACACGUUGAGGCAGGAGAGAGACAGGUUGGUCGCUGAGCGCGACCAGGCGAGGGUGGAGAGAGACCAGGCGAGGACGGAGCGCGACCAGGAGCGAAUGAAGAGCCAGAGGGCGCCUUUGGAGAGUGGGUCGGCCGAGAACAGAGAGCAGAACGGGGUGCAGCACAACACUUGUCGCCGGAGUCGGACCCCGAGCCGGAGUAGAGCACCGCGCAGGAUCGAGAACGUACCCCCCGUCCCCCAGAAGCCGCAGGCGGUCAUGGAUGCCGAGCAGAUAGCCCGGACACGGAGCAUGGAUAUCUUCAUGACGAAGACGGACAAUUGGUCGGGCGCACAGGUCAUUCAGGCCGUAGAGGAUCUGAACGCCGAGAUAAAUCAGUUUGCUGCGAGCGCGACGGAGACGUGUGCGUUCGCGAAGAGGCUGAAGGCGAGGUCGCCGCCCCCGACGUCGGACACGGGUCCCCUGCAGGACGAGGAGAGCGCACCUUGGCUAGGCGCGGCAUUCGCGCAUGCAUUGUCGUCCCGCGACCACACGCAGGAUCCGAUCCUCGUCCAGCUCGCGCUGCAGGCCAGCAUCGCGACCUGCUGUGCACGCUCGCUGUCGCUGUUCUGCGUGGGCUUCCCGUCCAAGCUCGACGCGCUUCUCUCGCGCGUGCUCACGCACAUGCAGUCAUCCGAACCGCAGGCGACGUCUGCGCGAUGGCGCGCGUUGACGCAUCGAUCAAUCCGGAUGCUGUACCCUGGGCUGGAGGAGUACGCUAUCACGGAGCUUGUGGCGACCAUGCUCAAGUGGUCAUCGACUGUUUUCGCAUUAGCCGGCUCGUCGCCGACGACAGAGCCGUCGCCUGCUCUCGUGCCCAGCACCCAGCUACGGCGUAUCGCAGAAGCCGUGUACAGACUUGCACGAGUGACGCGUGAAGAGAUCCUCUCCACCAGCUUCGAAGUCGUCCUCGUAGAGAGCGGAGAAACCUUUGACGAGGGAAGCAUGUCGAACAAGAUGAGGGACUAUGAGGAGUUUAUCGCAGACGACGCAGCGAGCGUGCACAGUUACUCGAGCGGCAAGUCAGGCGGGGCGCGAGCGGGCGGGGCAAGCACUGGGAAGGUGCUCUGCACGACAGAGCUGGGGCUGCGUUGUAUGACGCGUAAGUCGAAGAGGGCAUCGACGGCCUCGGACGAUAACGCGGAGGAGCCCUUUGAUAACCGCAUACUAUUGCUUCCCAAGGUCGUGCUCAACUCGGCCCUGGAAGCAAUAGACCGGGGUCAGUGAUAUGUAAAAUGCUCGACGCCCUUCUUUUGUAUCUUCGGUAUGUAUGCGGAUCUGAUCUGUAGCACACUCAUUCUGUAUCAGUACAACACUUCCUAACUUAUGUCAUAUGGCAUGAACUUGGAGACUGACAGGACCGUCGACAAAUGAAGAAGCAUAGGUGCAUUACAAUUCGUCACUGGUAGGUAGUACCGUGUUGCGCUUCGCUUGUUGCCAGAGAGUCGACGGGCCCCGCGCUAUUGUCGCCGGGUACUCGCUCUUCACAUAUC